Messenger RNA from Fusarium proliferatum ET1, 495 nucleotides. RefSeq lists its product as uncharacterized. Lineage: Eukaryota; Fungi; Ascomycota; Sordariomycetes; Hypocreales; Nectriaceae. The transcript has a single exon. The record is from RefSeq and is a predicted model, not a curated record. Bases 1 to 495 code for a protein of 164 amino acids.
AUGGCCUCAUCUCAAACCGAUCACAACGUCAGCCACGACGAACGCUUCAGACAUGAAGUUUUGAAAGGCUUUGCAGAAGACCUUCAAGACAUAGCAAGUGACAAAGAGAAGCAAGAUCUUCUCAUAUCUAUCAAGAGCUUUGCUUUUCACUUUAUCAAAGAGCCACUCAAAAGACCUAUGGCAGACUUCCUCACCGUACAGCAGAAUCUUGACGCCUUGUGGCAUAUGUUCUUCAAAGCCAGCAUCGCUAUAGACAGUGACAGCUUGUUCCAAGAUCGUCUUGUCCUUCUACUAUUGUGGACAAGACAUUUUGAUCUUGUGUACAAAGAUCUCUACACGGGGCAGAAUAUGGCAGGGAAUUGGGAAUCUUAUGGUUUUGCACAGAGUCUACAGACAUUCUGGGAAGCGCUGAUGAAAGAAGGUUCAGAGGCUGAGCUACAAAGCCUUGCUACUUUUUCUGCCAAGGUCUUGGCUGCUGGUAUAUGCGAGGAAUAG